Hymenoscyphus albidus is the source of this 2312-nucleotide messenger RNA. Lineage: Eukaryota; Fungi; Ascomycota; Leotiomycetes; Helotiales; Helotiaceae. The record is from the annotation of a GenBank genome assembly.
AUUUAUCCCACCCGACUCUUCUACCCAACCACCACCUGUCAAACAUGCCGCCCGCCAUAUCAAUUCAUUUCAUAAUCUAAAGAAAAAUCCAUACGAUGCCACACUCGACGCGCGCAUCGUCUGCGCCUCGACUCUCCAGCCUCAAAUUCCCGGGGGACAGGGAAAGGGAAAGGGAACUAUCCAGCACGCGCUCCUCGAUGGAGAAGUUCCCGGAUCACGUUGAACCAUCCGACGGGCAACCAUCAUACAACUACCCUUCUAGUCCAACACACACCGGCAAUGGGUAUGCCAAUGGGCCUCCGCCCGUGGAUCGGUUCCCUCCCCGACGUGAGAGUGCAAUGCGAGGGGCAGCGUGGAACAGCUCGAAUAACGGCACCGCAACUACAGGAGGGAGAGGCCAUAGUCGGCAGAAGAGUUUGACUGACGCCUUCAAGACUAUCAGGGCGCGGAACGGGAGUGUCAGUGCAAAUGUGCAGGAAAUAGGUGAAGCGUUAAAGGCACCGGUGUCUCCCAAAUUAAUUGUUCGUCAUCCUCCCCGCUCAGUCCAGACCAAAGUCAAAUAUGUCCCAUUCCGUUCUCCCAAGCUGAUUGUGCGUGUUUCUUGUAGACAUUGUGUAUCAUAUGGUAUUUGUCGAGUGCCCUCACGAAUACCUCUUCCAAAUCCAUCCUCAACGCCUUCCCUAAACCUGCAACCCUUACUAUGGUUCAAUUCGCCUUUGUGGCCUUCUUCUGCCUCCUCUUCAGUUGGCUAUCUACCGUUUUUCCUGCCCUCAAAAAUGCCGUUCCAGCUCUACGACAUGGCAUUCGAUACCCCACCCGUGAGGUCAUAAAUACUACCCUCCCCCUUGCGGCUUUUCAGAUUGGAGGCCAUCUUUUAUCCUCUACCGCUACUGCGAAAAUUCCAGUUUCUCUUGUGCACACAAUCAAAGGCCUUUCCCCGCUUUUCACUGUGUUCGCCUAUCGCAUUAUAUUUGACAUCCGCUAUCCCCUCACUACAUACCUCUCGUUGAUACCUCUAACACUUGGGGUUAUGCUUGCCUGCUCCGCAGAAUUUCGUGGGAACAUCUUCGGGAUUUUCUAUGCUUUCCUUGCAGCCAUCAUCUUCGUCACCCAAAAUAUAUUCUCCAAACGUCUUUUCAAUGAAGCAGCCGCUGCGGAAGCUGCUGGAAGACAUACCCAAACCCGAAGGCUAGAUAAACUCAACCUUCUCUGUUAUUCUUCCGGUCUCGCUUUUCUCAUAACCUCUCCUAUCUGGUUCUGGUCCGAAGGCCUCAAUCUCAUGCUUGAUUUUCUCAACGAUGGUACAAUUGACCUGCAAGAAAACAAACGUGCAUUCGACCACGGCCGUUUGGCCUUGGAAUUCGUGUUCAAUGGCACAUUUCACUUUGGGCAAAAUAUAAUUGCCUUUGUACUCCUCUCAAUGGUGUCGCCUGUAACCUACUCCGUCGCCUCACUCAUUAAACGUGUUUUCGUGGUCGUAAUAGCCAUAAUAUGGUUUCAAAACCCUACAACAAAAAUCCAAGGUCUAGGAAUAGCCCUUACAUUCCUCGGUCUCUACCUUUACGACCGGACCAAUGAGUCCUCCAAGAAAUCAGAUCGUAAAGCAGCACAACUGAAUAUCAAACCCGAAUCUUUACUUCCAACGACCAAUAUUGGUCGUCAGGAUACAAUUUUCGAAUCCCCAGUAACGAUGCAGAGUAAUAACAAAGUCCGUGGCUUCUCAAAUGGCUACGCCCUCUCUCCAAAUCCAGAUGACAAGAAGUCUGAUGAUGGGCCUGGAAGAAAUGGCGGGAGGGCAAGGGGUUCGAGUAAUGCCUCUUGGUUGCCUCCUGGAACACGACAAGAAGAAACGUGGCGACCAAGGGAAAACGGGGGUCUACUCCCAGAAAAUUAUAAAGUUUCUGUAAACUAGAGUUUCCUCUUGGUUUUUUUCUCAUCACCUCGUUUAAUUUGUCUAUACACGUGGAGUCUACUGUGUUUGUGAGGUGGGUAGGUCUGGUGUCUCCAUGGGAAAAUAGAAAGGAAAUCAUGCAUAAACGACCUGGGAUGUGUUGAUUAUUUUGUCUUUCUCUCCGAUUCUUGGGUAACAUUAUAUAGAGUUCAUUGGUGGCGUUUUUCAAUCAUGUUUUUUGGACGGAGUAGACAGGAUUCUGUCUUGGAUUGUAUGAUAUCUGAAUAGAGUAUUGAGCACUUUUCGCCUCGCUCGGGAAUAGAAAUAUAGAGCAGUCGGUUCAAAAUGGUCUCUUGUAAGUAUUGUGACAGAGGAUCACAGAGAUCUCGUUCGAUGCGAAGGCUGCUGCUCGAAUCUACCA